UUGUGCCUCUUUGUUGGCACAACCUUCGGAUAUGUGGAUAAACAAAAUCCACCACAAUGGAACAAUGUAUACACAGUGAAAGGUCUUUUGAACAUCCCUUAUGCCGAAUUACAUGAACCAUUCUAUGCUUGGUACGACGGCAAGAAUGGCAAGUCCCGGAUCGACUACUACGGCAACAUGGUCAGGACUUACCAAAUGUCUUCCUCCGUUUUCCCCAAGUAUGGUACUUCAAUCAAGGUAGCCCCCGUGACCACUGAGAAGGAGCUGAACAAGGAAACCUGCCUCCAAGUAAAUGGCACUGAGGAAAACAGCAUCAACAUACAAUCGGUUCUGCCCGACAUGACGGACUUCAAAUUUGUUGGUACAGAAACGAUGCUAGAUUCGGAAACUGCAAAAUGGAGGAUGGUUCAGACGAUUGGCGACAAGGUGAACAAGUACACCAUGUGGGUGAAAUACAGGAAGAGUCUCAAAGGAGAUCCAUUGCCAAUUCCCGUCAGGUACGAGAUGAAAGGAUUCAAUUCGCUGUUGGGUUCGCACUAUGACCACUACUACCUCGACUACAGGGACUAUGAUGUUGACGAUAUCGACCCCAACGUAUUUGUUAUUGAUCGCAGUAUGCAGUGCACGUCGUUCCCGGGUCCCGGGUCGCGCCACUACGCCACCUUCAACCCCAUGAAGGAGUUCGUACAUCCCGUGCACGACGCUCACGUUGACAGCGAAUUUGACAGAUUCAAGGCUAAACACAACAGACAAUACGCCAGUGAGGUGGAGCACGCUAAACGCUUGAAUAUCUUCAGGCAGAAUCUACGCUUCAUUCACUCUAACAAUCGCGCGCGGCGUGGCUUUAGUUUGUCUGUGAACCACCUGGCUGAUCGCACUGACGACGAGCUGGCGGCUUUACGGGGACGAAGAUACAGUGGACUCAGUCCUUUGGGUCUACCUUUCCCAUACGGGGAAUCCGAGUUGAAGGAGAUGCAAGUGAAACUGCCCCCCGAAUUCGACUGGAGGCUGUUUGGUGCUGUUACACCAGUGAAAGACCAGUCGGUGUGCGGCUCGUGCUGGUCGUUCGGAACGGUCGGUGCUGUAGAGGGCGCGCUGUUCUUACGCAACGGCGGCCAUCUUGUUCGUCUCAGUCAACAGGCGCUCAUCGAUUGUUCAUGGGGGUUUGUCAAUUUUACUAUUUUUAAAUUAUAA
Parnassius apollo (apollo) is the source of this 1194-nucleotide messenger RNA. Lineage: Eukaryota; Metazoa; Arthropoda; Insecta; Lepidoptera; Papilionidae. The record is from the annotation of a GenBank genome assembly.